This is a messenger RNA of Aspergillus puulaauensis, 645 nucleotides long. Its product is annotated as H/ACA ribonucleoprotein complex subunit GAR1/NAF1. Gene Ontology annotation, molecular function: box H/ACA snoRNA binding. Gene Ontology annotation, biological process: snoRNA guided rRNA pseudouridine synthesis; ribosome biogenesis. The transcript is spliced from 6 exons. NCBI's taxonomy places the organism in Eukaryota, Fungi, Ascomycota, Eurotiomycetes, Eurotiales, Aspergillaceae. Bases 1 to 645 code for a protein of 214 amino acids. The record is from RefSeq and is a predicted model, not a curated record. Gene Ontology annotation, cellular component: box H/ACA snoRNP complex.
AUGUCAUUUCGCGGAGGCGGUCGUGGUGGCUUUUCCGCCCGUGGUGGAGGUUUCGGUGGCCGUGGAGGCCGGGGAGGUUUCCAGCAGUCUUACGGACCCCCAGAUCAAGUGCUAGAGAUGGGUACUGUCAUGCAUGCUUGUGAAGGCGAGAUGGUUUGCGAAUCUAUCAACCCCAAGAUUCCUUACUUCAACGCCCCCAUCUAUUUGGAGAACAAGACUCCCAUUGGCAAGAUCGACGAAGUCCUAGGUCCCAUCAACCAAGUAUAUUUCACCAUUAAGCCCCAGGAAGGAAUCGUCGCAACCUCGUUCAAGCCCGGCGACAAGGUCUUCAUCGGCGGCGACAAGCUCCUUCCGAUUGAAAAGUUCCUUCCCAAGCCUAAGCCUCCUCCAGGUUCCAAGCCCAAGAAGGCAGUCGGAGCUCGUGGCGGCGGCCGUGGUGGCUUUGGUGGCCGCGGUGGUGGUCGUGGAUUCGGUGGUGGCUUUGGCGCUCCCCGCGGUCGCGGUGGUGCCCCGAGAGGACGCGGUGGCCCUCGUGGUGGAGGUGGAUUCCGCGGUAGUAGUGGUGGAUUCGGUGGUGGUGGUGGAUUCGGUGGAAGAGGAGGUGGCCGAGGAGCACCUCGCGGUGGUGGUGGCUUCCGGCGUUAG